CAAAUAAUAAUCGUUGUCACACAUUUUUAGGAAGGUGAAUUAAAAAAAUAAUAUUUAUACCACAUUUUUGGUUAAUAGAAGGUGAAUACAUAUGUGUGAUUUGAUUGCUUAACAGUAAAUAAAAAUUAAUAAAAAAAAAUUUAAAAAAUACUCUGUAGUAAGAUUUAGUUGAUUAAAGGUUGAAAAGUAAUAAAUAUUGAAAAAAUAAAACUUUAAUUUAGGGACAAAAUAUAGGCUUCGGAUUUUGUGGGUGUGUGGGGAGAGCUAUUUCUUUGUAUUUAAAUACGUGCCUUCUUAGCUAGGCUCUUACACAUUUCAAGCUUGGUUCUCUAUUCCCUAAAUCCCCAAGAUAAUAAGACUCUAGAAUACAAUUCCUAGAUUUUUUUUAUACAAGUACCCUAACUUUACGAGUAAUACCCUAAAUUAAAGCUUUAUUACAUAUGGAGAAGACCAUCAAAGUAGCAAGGCAAGAAGCAGUGGUGGUGGUGCCAGCAAACCCCACAAGAAGAGAACUAAAAGAGCUAUCAGACAUAGAUGAUCAACAAGGCCUUCGAGUUCGACCUCAAGUGAUCAUGGCUUUCAAAGCGAACCGAUCAAAAGCUGGGAAAGAUCCAGCAAAAGUGAUCAAGGAGGCUAUUGCAAAAGCCCUAGUGUACUACUACCCUUUCGCCGGUAGGCUAAAGGAAGGGCCAAAUAGGAAGUUGAUGGUUGAUUGUAACGACGAAGGUGUGUUGUUUAUUGAAGCAGACGCCAAUGUUCGUUUGGAGGAGAUUCGAACUCGAAUUCUACCUCCAUGUCCUUUGUUGGAGGACUUCCUUUAUGAUGUCCCUGGCUCCAAGGGGAUCAUAGGUUGCCCCUUAUUGCUAUUUCAGGUGACUCGUUUAAUUUGCGGUGGUUUUAUACUGGGAGUACGAUUCAACCAUACGGUGUGUGAUACACCAGGAUUUGCGCAACUAUUGCAAGCAAUGGCUGAAAUAUCAAGAGGUUUACCGAGACCUUCUGUUAUGCCUCUUUGGAAAAGGGAGCUUCUGGCCGCUAAAUACCCCAUGCGAGUGACUUGCGCACAUCUUGAAUAUGGACAGGCAGGAGACAUAAAUCAUGAACAACAAUUUAAGGAUGGAGGCAACAUGGUUCGAGGAUGCUUCCACUUUGGUCCGAAACAAAUUCGAACAAUCCGCAACCUUUUUCCUCCCAACAUACAACACUCUAGCUCGACGUUUGAGCUACUAUGUGCAUUCUUGUGGAGAUGUCGUACGAUUGCCCUUCAACCCGAUCCUGAGGAAAUCGUUAAGUUUUCGAUGUAUAUCAGUUUACGAGGAAAACAAUUCACGCCUUUACCAACCGGAUACUAUGGUAAUGCUGUUGUUUGCCCUGCAGUAGCCACAAAAGCUAAGGAUUUGCUACGCGAAAAUUCAUGGACAUAUGCCUUACAAUUAGUAAAGGGAUCAAAAGAUAAAGCGAACGAGGAAUACGUGAGAUCUAUGUUAGAUUAUACGGUUAGUAAUGGAAGGCCGGAUUAUACGGAGUAUUUACAUUGGAUGACCACAAAUCAUGCGUACAUAGGACUCGAAAAGGUUGAUUUUGGGUGGGGAACUCCGUUGUAUGCCGGAGUUCCUAGGCCACAUUUUGUGCAAAGUAUGUUUACAAGAUUUGAGAAUGAUAGAGGAGAAAUGGUGAGGGUUGUGCUUAUGCUUUUGCCUUUGCAAACUAUGAGUAGGUUAAAGGAAGAGUUGCGAAAAAUCGUUGGUGAUCAACGUGAAAGCUCACGUAUUACACAUGCAAGUUAUGAGAUUGCUAGGCUUUAGAUUGCUAAAUGUAUGUAGUUGAAUUGCUUAAAUACGUGAGAAUUAAGAUGGUUGAUGAUAUUGAAGAUUAAACUCAAUUUUUGAACGUUUGGAGUUCGGAACUACUUCAUUGGUUCAUUACACAUGUUCAAGAAUGCAGGAUUAAUAGAUUUUCAAGAAUAGUGGUUCCAAAAGUUUAGUAUAACAUACUUGUACUAAGUUAGUAGUAAGUGAGUUAGUUGUAUGAUACAUAAUUAUUGGAAGAUUAAGCAUGUUUUAUGUUUUAUUAAUAAUGUUAAGUUAGAUAUGAUGUAUUGGGACAUGAUAUCCACUUUCUAAUGAUGUUCAUUGUAUAACUGAUUUGCUCACUUCUUACUAUUGAGAGAGUUAUUAUUGUAUGCCCCUA
This is a messenger RNA of Chenopodium quinoa (quinoa), 2190 nucleotides long. Its product is annotated as methanol O-anthraniloyltransferase-like. The record is from RefSeq and is a predicted model, not a curated record. Lineage: Eukaryota; Viridiplantae; Streptophyta; Magnoliopsida; Caryophyllales; Amaranthaceae. The transcript has 3 exons. The coding region runs from base 441 to 1805 and encodes 454 amino acids.